This is a messenger RNA of Ananas comosus (pineapple), 1891 nucleotides long. Its product is annotated as cytochrome b561 and DOMON domain-containing protein At5g47530-like. NCBI's taxonomy places the organism in Eukaryota, Viridiplantae, Streptophyta, Magnoliopsida, Poales, Bromeliaceae. The transcript has 3 exons. Bases 434 to 1636 code for a protein of 400 amino acids. The record is from RefSeq and is a predicted model, not a curated record.
UUGGUUUUGGGAGAAUCUCAAGCUGGUAGUAGUUGUACAGACAGCGGGAAAAAGGCAGAAAAGCCAAAAACUAUUUUCCAGAGAAGUGGUGGGAAGGAUGUGUGAAUGCGAGGAAAGAAUCCAAAAAACAAAUGAUAGCAAAGACUUCUGACCAGUUCAUUCAUCUACUCUCUCCAGACUUUUCUCCUUCACCUCUUCGACAACUCAACAUACUUAUUAUAAUAUUAUAAGCAUUUAAAACCAAGUAAAAUAUACACGCAUGGACAUGGACAUGGUGGAAGAAGGAACUUUCCACGGCGGACCCUCCACCAACCCCCAACCAAUUCCCCAUCAUAUCAUAUACCCAGAUAUCUUGCUUCUCUGAGUUUCAAAGCCACAAACCAGUUCUUUCCUCUGAUCCCUCUCUCUCUCUCUCUCUCUCUGGAUCUUCGCCAUGGCGCUGAUCUUGUUCAUCUUCGUAUCGUCGUCGCUGUUGUUGUCUGGGUGCAGGGCCCAGAGCUGCAACACGGAGACGUUCUCGGAGAACCGGAACUACGCGCUGUGCAGCCCGCUGUCGGAGCUGGGCGCGACGCUGCACUGGACGUACCACGCGGCGAACGGGACGGCGGACGUGGCCUACCGCGUGCAGCAGGACGCGAACGGGUGGGCGGCGUGGGCGAUCAACCCGACCGCGACCGGCAUGAUCGGGGCCAACGCGCUGCUCGCCUUCCACGACGCCUCCACGUCCGCCGUCAGGGUGAUCACGACGGUGAUCAACGACACGAGCUACAACCCCACCAUCCGCGACGAGAACCUCACCUUCCCGGUGCACAGCCGGGCCGCCGAGUACGCCGCCGGCGCCUACACCAUCUACGCCACCGUCGGCCUGCCGAACAACUCCACCACGCAGAGCACCGUCUGGCAGGCCGGGGACGGGUUCCAGAACGGCCUGCCGUACGGCCACCCCCAGACCAUCCAGCAUACUACUUCGUUCUCCAGUCUGAAUUUCCUGUCGGGGCAGGCGGCCGCCGAGGGAGCCGGCGGUGCCGCGGCGUCCCGGCUGCACCGCAAGAAUAUCCAUGGAGUAUUGAAUGCUGUGAGUUGGGGUCUCCUCUUUCCCCUCGGAGUGAUCAUAGCGAGAUAUAUGAGGGUAUUCAAGUCACUCGAUCCGGCUUGGUUCUACCUCCAUAUUGCUUGCCAAUGCUCUGGUUACAUUCUCGGGGUAGCUGGAUGGGGCCUCGGCCUUAAGCUCGGGAGCGAGUCGAAAGGGAUUGUGUAUCACCGCCACCGCGACAUCGGAAUCACCCUAUUCUGCUUAGCCACACUUCAGGUCUUUGCAUUGCUUCUAAGGCCAAACAAGGAUCACAAAUAUCGCAUAGUAUGGAAUAUCUACCACUGGACGAUCGGAUACAUGGUCAUCAUAUUAAGCGUCGUGAACAUCUUCAAGGGCUUCAACAUACUGAACCCUGCCAACAAAUGGAAGCACGCGUACAUCGCAGUGCUCGUUACUCUGGCGUGCAUCGCCGCUGUUCUUGAGAUCUUCACAUGGGCAGUAGUUCUGAACAGGAAGAGGAAGACGAGAUCCGACGAUAAGUCCCACAAUUCUGAUACUAAUGGUUCUAAUGGAUAUGGGGUUAGGCCACACCAGGGAGUGUAAACAGAGCCAUACUCUGUUUGUGCUAUGCAGUGUUGUGUAUAUUUGAGAUGUCUCUUUGGAGUUUGGACUCGGAUAGUGUAGUAGCUUAAUUUGUUUUUUCUACAUAUUGUUUUUCUUCCUCCAUCUCUUGGAGAUUUUUUUUUUACCCCCCUCUUUUUUGGUUUUAUGUAUGAUGUUUCAUCCAUGUAGUUUACCCUUUUACAGAGCUUGUUAUUUAUACAGUUUUUUAUUUAAUUUAGACUACACAUUUGUUUA